AUGUCACUGGGACGGUGUUUGCAAUCCCGGGAGGACCUUGGACGGGACACGUCUGAGGCUGCCUCAUUCUAUCACCAGAGCAUGUCUCUUAUGCACGAUGUCCCGUCAAUCCCAGCCCACUGGGUUGGCAUGGCCAGGUUUCAUUUCUUGCGGGCUAUCUAUUUGAUGCAAGCCGAUGACUUGCAGGCCGCAGGACAGGCCAUCUCGGCGUCACUACAAUACGCCUGGCAGUGCAAACUCAACGAUCAGUCAGUUUGGUCUUGUAAACCACAAGAAUCUUUGUCACGGAAAAGACUAUGGUGGGCAAUAUACUGCAUGGAACGCCGGCUUUGCCAGAAGAUUGGAAAACCGUCUGGGAUCUGUGACAAAGAAGUAGCAGUCGAUGACCUUGUAUCAAAGGAACAAUUGAUGGUCUGUCAAGACUUGGAUGUUCUUCCAGAGCAAAUCAGCCAGGACGACUUGCAUCUCCAGAUACUUGUCAACAUCAGCAGGUUAUGGGGCAAAGUUUGGGAUAAGUUCUUUAGGGCUGGGAGUCAUACCUCUGACAGUGAUGAAGAGGUGGACAUGAUGAGCCUUCGGAUAUCCCACCUCCACCGUAACGUUCCGGCCAUAUUCCAGUGGUCUAAUAGUAUCCUGGAUAAUCUGGUUGAAGGCUCUGAGCUAGACUUGCACACAUCCAGAAGAUUAGUGAUUCACGUGCGUUACACUCUUCUCCGACUUUUAGUCCGCCAGAACCCAACACGGACCGAGCCUGUUAAUCUUGAACAGGCAAGAUUCUGCCAUAUGCUGGUUUCUGAAGUGAUUGACACCCUCUCCAAACUUAUCGCUGUAUAUUCGAUCCCGAGAAUCGCCUCUCUAGCGUAUUUCAUCGCUUCGGCUCUCACCGAGUGCAGCUACCAUGUUGCUGCAGUCCUUCAUAACCCGGUUUGUAAGGCUGAGCGUUUACCUGCAUUACAAACGAUGAAGAAGUUAAUAGAGUCUCUCAAACUACUAUCACCAUCAGUCAAAGCCGCCCAACGAGCCUACUCAAUACUUAACCCUCAAGCCAUGUAUGCUUUUCAAAGCUCCAUGAAUUGUGGUCCCACAAUCGAUGGCUCCAACACCCCUUUACAAUACCAAGAGAUUGGAGCUGAAGCCUACUUGCAGUCCAUGUUCGAGUCUUGGCAUGGCUUGCCACUGGCCAGUUCCAACCUACCUCAAAGCUUUGAAGGUUGCUCUGCAAUACUCAAUGAAAUUGGAAUAGUAUCACCUGAUAAUUUCAGAUUUGAGACAUCAUCUGGCGGUGCUGCGUUGGGCCUGCCGUUCUCUGCAGAUGGUGCAGCGAACGCCGCGACAGAUAUGGACGAACUGUCAUUCCCGUAUCUUUACUUACCUGAUAUUGGAUAG
Molecule: messenger RNA, 1386 nt
Organism: Fusarium proliferatum ET1
Lineage: Eukaryota; Fungi; Ascomycota; Sordariomycetes; Hypocreales; Nectriaceae
Exons: 2
Coding region: 1-1386 (461 amino acids)
Biological process (GO): DNA-templated transcription
Molecular function (GO): DNA binding; zinc ion binding
Source: RefSeq, a predicted model, not a curated record